GCCGUGCCCAACCUCGUUUUGCCGCUCGACACGCGCCUCUUCUCUCGUCGCUCGGUAUUUUUCCACUGCCCGACGUCACGUCGUAAUCUGCGAGCGCGGGGAUAAAAGCGGCGGCGGAGCAGCGCCUGCGCACUCGGAGCUGCGUUUGCUCGAGAGGAGCAGAGAGAGGAGCAGAGAGAGGAGCGAGCGAGCGAGGGAGCGAGGGAUCGAGCGAGCGAGCGGCGUCUCUUCGUUGCGCGCGUUUCCUCCGCCUCCUGCUCGCUCCCGCGACUGACUUCGCGUCGUCGCCUCGAACAAUCUCGUCCCUCCGUCCACAUGGCGUGCGGCGAGGGCAAGGCGUGCCCCGACGGUGGCAUUGCCCCUCCGUCAAGCUGCCCCGCGUCGUGCUCUCCAGCGCCGACGUCCGGUCCGCACUACCCUGGAGUCUCGUCCGCCAGACCCACCGCGGCAGCGGCGGCAGUGGCAGCAGCGGCGGCGGUCGUCCUGCCACCCCGCGAGAAGUGGGGAAGCCGCGUGGAGUUUAUGCUGUCCGUGGCCGGAGGUUUCAUCGGCCUGGGGAACGUGUGGCGCUUCCCCUACCUGUGCUACAAGAACGGAGGCGGCGCAUUCCUGAUCCCCUACUUCAUGUUCCUGUUCGGAGGGGGCCUGCCCAUCUUCUUCAUGGAGGUGGCACUGGGGCAGUUCACGUCGGAGGGUGGCAUCACCAGCUGGCAGAAACUGUGCCCGCUCUUCACCGGCAUCGGCUACGCGUCCGUGGUCAUCGUGUCGCUGCUCAACAUUUACUACAUCGUCAUCCUGGCGUGGGGCCUCUACUACCUGGGAUACGCCCUAACGGGAACACUGCCGUGGGCGACCUGCGGGCAUGAGUGGAACUCGGACUUGUGCGUGGAGGACGGCCUGCGCAGAAACCUCACGGCGGUCGCGGCCACCAGCAACGCGAGCGGCACUCUCGGGGUCACUUUCACGUCGCCCGUCACGGAGUUCUGGGAACGCAAGGUGCUGGGGCUGUCGAGUGGCAUCCAAGAGCUGGGCGCCCUCAAGUGGGACCUCACGCUCUGUCUCUUGGCCGUCUGGGUCAUUUGCUUCUUCUGUAUCUGGAAGGGAGUCAAGUCCACAGGCAAGGUGGUGUACUUCACGGCCACCUUCCCCUUCGCCAUGCUGCUCGUGCUGCUGGUGCGUGGGGUCACUCUGCCCGGCGCCGCUGACGGCAUCGCCUUUUACCUCUACCCGGACCUCACGCGGCUCACCGACCCACAGGUGUGGAUCGACGCAGGGACACAGAUCUUCUUUUCCUACGCCAUCUGCAUAGGCGCCAUGACAUCACUGGGCAGCUACAAUCACUACAAGUACAACUGCUACAGGGACUGCCUCAUUCUGGGCUGCCUCAACAGCGGCACGAGCUUCAUCUCCGGCUUCGCCAUCUUCUCGGUGCUGGGCUUCAUGGCGCAGGAGCAAGGCCUCCCCAUCGCAGACGUCGCCGAGUCAGGACCCGGACUGGCGUUCAUCGCCUACCCAAAGGCUGUCUCCAUGAUGCCUUUCCCCACCUUCUGGGCUGUGCUCUUUUUCGUGAUGCUCAUCCUCCUCGGCCUCGAUAGCCAGUUUGUCGAGGUUGAGGGCCAGGUCACGUCACUGGUCGACCUCAAUCCGGCGUUCCUCCGCCGGGGCCAUCGCCGAGAAAUAUUCAUCGCCCUCAUCUGCUUUGCCAGCUUCCUUCUUGGCCUGCCUAUGGUCACAGAGGGGGGCAUGUACGUGUUCCAGCUCUUCGAUUACUAUGCGGCGAGCGGCGUGUGUCUGCUCUGGGUGGCCUUCUUCGAGUGUGCAGCUGUGGCCUGGGUCUACGGUGCCGACCGCUUCUACGACGUGGUGGAGGACAUGAUCGGGUACCGGCCGAACCCGUGGAUGCGCGUCAGCUGGUCCAUCAUCACGCCCAUCCUGUGCGUGGCUUGCUUCGUGUUCUCGCUGGUAAAGUACACCCCGCUCACCUACAACAAGACGUACCUGUACCCCGACUGGGCUCAGGGCUUGGGCUGGGCCAUGGCCCUCUCGUCCAUGCUCUGCAUCCCGGGGUUCUUCAUUGUGCAGGUCCUGCUCUCCGAGGGCCCUCUCGUAAAGCGGAUUAAGCUGCUGAUGGUGGCGCGCGUGGAGAAGCGAGGGGGCGAUCCCGGAGCGGAGGAGGAGGCGCUCUGUGGGAGCCUGGGACCGCUGAGCAGCCCAGACUCCAUGCUUCAGGACAAGGCGGGCAUCAUGCUCACCGCCCUCUGACCCGCAUCUCUCCCAGGGCGCCGGAACACACGCGGUCGUGUGAGAGUCCCUGGGUGGUGAUGUGAAGCAGAGGAGGAGGCAAUAUCUAGUUCUAUCCACUCCACACCAACACAAAUUCCCAGAUGAAUACACAGCCAUUCCACAUCAAUUCUCAUGUCCCCUUUUACCACUAAACCCUCCACUCCCAUCACUUACUCUCCUAAAGCUUCCACUACCAUCACUUACUCUCCUCUCCCAUCAUUUACUCUCCACUCCCAUCACUUACUCUCCUCUCCCAUCACUUACUCUCCACUACCAUCACUUACUCUCCACUACCAUCACUUACUCUCCUCUCCCAUCACUUACUCUCCACUCCCAUCACUUACUCUCCUCUACCAUCACUUACUCUCCUCUACCAUCACUUACUCUCUACUCCCAUCACUUACUCUCCACUCCCAUCACUAAACCUUCCACUACCAUCACUUACUCUCCACUCCCAUCACUUACUCUCCACUCCCAUCACUAAACCUUCCACUACCAUCACUUACUCUCCAGUUCCAUCACUUACUCUCCACUCCCAUCACUAAACCUUCCACUACCAUCACUUACUUUUCACUUUCAUCACUUAUUCUCCUCUCCCAUCACUUACUCUCCUCUCCCAUCACUUACUCUCCACUACCAUCACUAAACCUUCCACUACCAUCACUUACUCUCCUCUACCAUCACUUACUCUCCACUCCCAUCACUUACUCUCCACUACUAUCACUAAAGCUUCCACUACCAUCACUUACUCUCCACUACCAUCACUUACUCUCCACUACCAUCACUAAACCUUCCACUACCAUCACUUACUCUCCUCUUCCAUCACUUACUCUCCUCUACCAUCACGUACUCUCCACUACCAUCACUAAACCUUCCACUACCAUCACUUACUCUCCACUACCAUCACUAAACCUUCCACUACCAUCACUUACUUUGACACUUCUGCGGUAUUUGCAACCUAGUUGGUAAACCUCAUGAAGGGUAUCAUUCACAUCUCGAUUACCAUAUUUGACCAAAACGUCGUCAUCAAAAUUGAGCGACUUUGCCCUUCCAAUUGGCCGUUCCCGGUUCUCCACAGAUUGCCUCAAGGCCAUUGUCCAGUUGAGGUCGCAUGGCAGCCCGGCCUCUCACGUACCCCUCGCAGAUGCGAACUAGCUGGAGGAUUGUGCAGCGAUUGGAAUUUUCGCACCCCCCCCCCCCCCGUAUGACCCACGUUGACCUUUCCAACCCUUUGAGAGGCACUGAGCCUGUGGAGGAAGAGGGUUGACUGCCGGUUUGUCACAGAAGAAAUGCAUUCGCAUCUGUCCCGGCGUCACCUUCGUCGGAGAGACGAUCGCACGCGCAUCUUAAUGAAAUGCCCUGCAAUGCAAUGUUUUACGAAGCGACAUUUCUUACUUAUAUAUGUUUAGAGUUACAACAAAUGCUUAAUUUUAUAUAAAAAAAAUCACUUCAAAACAUAUAAUAAUCUUACUAAAAUAGACAGUUGCAGAUGCAACAACAAUAACAGCAAAGUAACGACAGCAGUAAUAAUAACAAAAGCAGAAGAAACUUAUGAUAAACAGAUAUAAUUCCUGCUGCACCUGAAUAUCCUGUAUUUGUUGGACCACUUGGGACAUGUUGAAUGAAAGUGCUGCACAGUACACUUAGAAAACUGCACAAUUAAGGCAGUGACCCACUUUCUAUACCACCCUACUUAUACAGAACCACAAUCCCCGCGUGACCUAUCGACUAUCAGGUGGCAUUAGAGCAGUGACUAGGUCUAACCCCCUGUAGCCCAGAGGCAUACAGCGUUUGUGUGUGUGCAGUGUGCACCUAGCGUGGCAUAUGUGCUGUGGUGGUGGCGAUGCCACCAUUACUUAGUGGCAAGAUUGGCGGCUGUUGUUGUUGUUGUCAAACAAUGUUAUUCCAGCCAAAGAUGUUACAGAAUCGUUGUCUGCCCCUCCGGGCUACGCUAAAGCUUUCCCCCUGCGAUUCCGUCCAUGGGAAGCGUGAGAUCGUCAGCUCCUCACUGCGCCACUCUUAGCCGUGCCCGCUCUGCGUUGUUCGUCGGCAAUGGCCGCGGGAAUCUGCCGGCUCCCAAGCUGUGCCCAACUGCGUUCACCCCAAGACCGGACCCCGCAAAUCCCCAAUGACGCGUCUGGCCCGCGACGUUUACUGCUCCAGCGUCUGCGGUUGGGCGAUGACAUGCGGCCGAGAGAGGAAAGGGCUUGAAAAGGAAGUGGGUCAUCUCCGUCAAAUAUCUGACAAAAUCUUCGCCUUUCAUCGAGAUUUAGAAUGAUACCCUAACCCUUAACCUUCGCCCCCCAGGUGCACUGCCACGUCACCACGCAUGCAGGGCGACUUGCUCUGUGGACGUAACGCAGAUUAUUUGUCUCUGUUGCUGCUGCAGUGGUGCAUAGGCGGUAACUAGUAACACCGCAACUCGACACGUUGGUCAAUAACACCGUGGCCUACAAGGGAAACAAAUAUACAAUCGGGGACGUCCCAGGCAAUGGUUCCGAUUCAUAGAGGCAAUAUAUGCGCGCGAAUGGCGAUCUGCUGAUUGUGUGCUGUGAAGAAGGGCCGCUGCUCGAAACGUCGCCUAUCAUUUCCUUUCAAGGGCGCAGUGUUAAUGACAGACCGACAGAGGAUGCCCCGUUCUCUCUGAUUGGUCCCUUGAGGGACGCUCGACAUCCUCGCCCUGCGGGCACACGAGACCAUUUCCAUUCGCACAAUGUCUGUAAGCGCCACCGGAGGUGCUGGUAAAACCUUGGCCCACGAUGCUGCCAGCCUCCACGGCGUGCGUAAAUUUGUCCCAGAAGCCUGACGGAGCGGGCCCGUCGAUUGGAUCCGGUGCCAUCUCACCACGACCCUCGCUCUCUGCUCCUCUCGCUCCACUCUCUCCUAUCUUCUGUACCUGGUGUCCAAACCCCAGGAUGGGCUCCAUCACUGGGCUAGCGGUCUCGGUGAGGUCAUGGGAUCAGCGGUCAGAAAGCAAUGUUCUAUAAACGUAGCUUCGGGAAAAGUGUUGGUUCGUUAAGUUGGCCUAUAUUUUGUUAUUGUUGAUAAUUAACCGGUAUUCUUUGUGGCAUUUUUAACCGUGUAGAUUUUACACAAACACAGUUUGGUUUUUGAUUGAGGAUGACUGCCGGGAGCUCGCGGUGAAUUUUCCAUGGUUUCUGAGGGCUAUGGGCCUAGUGUGUGGGGUGACUUGGACCCACUUAUAAAGCUUUCGGGACUCGUAGAACUCGGAUGGAACCAGCGUGGCCAGGAUCUGGCAUUAAAUGUCCUGUGUAAAUGAGGAAGGAGCUUCCAGGCCGCUGAGUCUCCAAACCCAGGAGCUUCCAGGCCCCUGAGUCUCCAGACCCAGGAGCUUCCAGGCCGCUGAGUCUCCAGACCCAGGAGCUUUCAGGCCCCUGAGUCUCCAGACCCAGGAGCUUCCAGGCCCCUGAGUCUCCAGACCCAGGAGCUUCCAGGCCCCUGAGUCUCCAGAGCCAGGAGCUUCCAGGCCCCUGAGUCUCCAGACCCAAGAGCUUCCAGGCCCCUGAGUCUCCAGACCCAGGAGCUUCCAGGCCGCUGAGUCUCCAGACCCAUGCCCACCGUGAGCUGGCGUUGCAACCCUCCCAUCCCAAGUCUCACAUUCCACUGUGUGUAGCCGCUACUGUAGGUGAGGUCUGUAGAUGACUGCGUGCAUUUCUUUAGCAGUGUUAUAUUUGUCUAGGUGUUUCAAAUUAAAAAAAGUAUUUUCUGUGGCAGGUAUGUCAUUACAUAAUAUGCAAAAUGCAUACAUAUUACCUUCAUGUUUAUAUCGUUAGCUUCAGAUACAAACAGAAAAUCAACCAACAAGACCUUUAGUGACAAGGUACGGGUGCACUCCAGACGGGGUCAUUGAGCAACAGCGCAUGGGUAGCAGUGGGGCAAAAACGACAGCCCAGAUCCACACCGUGAAGGUCCCGCUGAAUAUCACACACACGGCUCUGCAUCAAAAGGCAUUCACAUGCCACCUUGUAACCCAUCGAUUCGACGUGACAUCUACAGUUCCUGUCGAAUGCGAAUUUUGUCACUCACCAAGGUGGUUCCGAAUCAUCACUGUCCACCAUCACCAUCGUGAACUCGACUCCCCUAGUUACGGCUGCAGCGUUCGCUUGCUCCUUCAGCGUCUUGAAAACUUACAAACUGUGAAGCCUUCCGUCCCACUCAAGUCGCGCGGCGUGUCCCUGUGGGUGGGUUUUUUUGGUUGCACGACCCCCACGUGCUUUAAGUGCGAUGCGUGCUAAGUCGUCUCGCAGGGCGUCCCCGUGUGUCCUGGUGUCGUGCUUGUUGGCGAGCUGUGUGGUGCGCGUCGUUAAUGGUGGUGUCCGUGUGCGAAAUGUGUGUGUGGCCUGGCUUUGUCGCGGGGCAUGUGUGACCUGUGGAUGGGGUGCACUUUAGUGGCUUUAAUGGGGGUAUGGUGGGGAUUUGGGUGUGUAUGAGCUCACGUGUACCGUAGUUAUGGCUACCUGAGAUGUAAUCUACACCAAUUGCACUUUGUCCUGGCGUGCUCCUCGAUGGGCUUGGCACAUCGCUGCAGUUUGAGCUGCAGCUUCAUGUCGGUGUGGGUGUCAAGCAGCGUGGACACGAGCAAUGCAAAUGAGCCAAACGAAGAAAGAAAGAAACAGAUCAGACAUUCUGGGGACACAAAAAAAACAAACUAUUCAAUCGAUGACAAUGCAAUUAUAAAAGAAACAAAUAUUUUACUAUGAUAUUUUCUUAAUUUAAAUAAAAUGUCAAUUCUAAAUUCACGUUGAUUUCAAAA
Messenger RNA from Petromyzon marinus (sea lamprey), 7057 nucleotides. Its product is annotated as sodium- and chloride-dependent taurine transporter-like. Gene Ontology annotation, cellular component: plasma membrane; cell projection. Gene Ontology annotation, biological process: sodium ion transmembrane transport; taurine transmembrane transport; amino acid transport. Gene Ontology annotation, molecular function: gamma-aminobutyric acid:sodium:chloride symporter activity; taurine:sodium symporter activity. The record is from RefSeq and is a predicted model, not a curated record. Lineage: Eukaryota; Metazoa; Chordata; Hyperoartia; Petromyzontiformes; Petromyzontidae.